Molecule: messenger RNA, 969 nt
Organism: Diabrotica balteata
Lineage: Eukaryota; Metazoa; Arthropoda; Insecta; Coleoptera; Chrysomelidae
Source: the annotation of a GenBank genome assembly
AUGAAAGAUAUAACAGGUAGGUUAAAAGUUGCACAUGUUAAUAUUCGUUCUUUAUUUCCUAAAAUAGUUGAUAUAGAUUAUGUCAAAAAACAAAAAAAGCUUACAGAAGAGGAGCUGCUUUACUACUUACAUAAUGAUGAUGAGUCCGAUAUUCCUGAUAUGUCUGUUGAAGAAGAUUGUGGUUGGGAUGAUGACGAUCACCAAAAUAUUCCAGAUGAAAACAUUUUUGAAAGACUAACUUCACAAGUUGAAGAGGGAGAAAAUGAAGAUUAUUCAGAGCAUGAGGAACCUGAUAAUUUCCAAGAGAAACCUGAUGAACUAAAGUUAGCAAAUACUGACUCUGAUCAUCAAGCGAUUGAUGAUCCACAUGUUGAUUGUACGUUGGGACCUUUAGAAUCAGAAAGGGAGUUAUCAGAUACUGAUUCAGACAACCAAGCAAAUGCUGAUCACACAUUGGACCCUGUCACAUCAGAACAGGGAUUGUUAAUCACAAAUUUGUUACCAGAAAAAUCAGAACAAGUUAAGACAGAUUUCGUAUUACCCUUAUUUAAUAACAUAAAUAAAGAAAUGCAAUCACAGUCGCCUAAAAUCCAUUUAGUGUAUUCCAAAAUCUGUUCAACUUUAAGAACAUUGUUCGACUGUUUUUUAAAAAGAGAAUGUAUUUUGGACAAGUCAAUCGAAAACAUUGAUUUUAUAAAUCCUAUAAAUUAUUUAGAUCUUGAACAAAUAUAUUAUGGCGCGAGGGUACAAAAUAUUUUUCAUAACCAUACAGAUUUAACUCCAGAGCAAAAACAUUUAUUUCAAUUGACAUGUCUUAACUUUUACAUUGAAAGUUGCAACCAAAUUGUUAAAAGAAUGCCCUUAGAAAGCAAUAAGCUAAAAGAAAUGUCUAUUAUAGAUCCUGCAAAAGUUAAAUCUGGUGAAAUUUCAUCUAUUGCGCAUAUGUGUGGCUUAUUUUCCCUGGAUUAG